GCUGGGAGUUCUUAAGCAUUCUAGGUGCCUAGAAUACGAACUUGCAUUUAUGCCCAGCUGCAGCCCCACUUUCAGAAAGGAUGACGUCCUCCUCCAAUGCUUUUUCUGUCGGCAGAUUCAGCAGGGCGGGGCCUGCCCCUUUAAUCUGGGCCCCACCUGCUCUGGUCAGACAGGUUUGGAGACACAGGUAAAGGGAGGGAGAGGAGAGAAAUACUUACAGAGCUAGCAGGGAGCUGGGCAGCUUCUUCCUGGACACUGGGGACCCUUCACCUCUCUCCAGAUGAAAAGAUGACAUGACCUUGUGGUAGAUCCCAGAACAGAGGUCCCAGGAUGACAGAACCUGAGAGCCUGGCCCUGCAGGAAGUGAAGGGGUCCGAGGUCCCGGAGAAGAGCCCACCUGAGGCCUUGGUCCCCAAUGGCCGGCAGCCAGAAGGGGAAGGUGGGGGAGAGUCCCCCGGGGCUGAGUCCCUCAGAAUGGAGUCUUCAGCUGGGUCUCCCACAGCCAUAGAGGGGGCUGAGGAUGGUUUAGACAGCACAGUAAGUGAGGCUGCCACCUUGCCCUGGGGGACUGGCCCCCAGCCCAGUGCUCCAUUCCUGGAUCCCCCUGGCUGGCGGAACAUUGAGCCAGAGCCCCUUAAGUCAGAACCGACGACCAAGCUAGAGGAGCUGCCCGAAGAUGAUGCCAACCUGCUGCCUGAGAAGGUAGCCCGUGCCUUCGUGCCCAUCGACCUACAGUGCAUUGAGCGGCGGCCCCAGGAAGACCUCAUUGUGUGCUGUGAGGCCAGCGAGGGCGAGCGCCGGACCUUCCUGCCCACCCGGGUCACCCACCCCGAGCCCCCUGAGUGCAAGUGGGCCGAGGCAGUGGUGAGGCCACCUGGCCGUUCCUGUGGGGGCUGCGGGAGCUGUGGAGGCCGUGAGGGGCUGAGGGCUGUGGCCUCUGUGGGAGCUGCACUCGUCCUCUUCCCCUGCCUACUGUAUGGGGCAUAUGCCUUCCUGCCCUUUGAUGCCCCACGGCUGCCCACCAUGAGUUCCCGCCUGGUCUACACGCUGCGCUGUGGGGUCUUUGCCACCUUCCCCAUCAUCCUGGGUGAGCCUGGGCCCAUGAGAAGAGAGGGAGCAUCUGGGAACCCCAACUCACCGGGAGAUGGCAAAGAGACCAGUGAGCAGAGGGAGCAGCUUGAGGGCAUCCUGGGGCAGUUCCCCCACCGUCAACCUAUUGCCAAUCAGCUGACCGCUUCCCUCAGAGUAGCCAGACUUUUUUCUUGUCUCCACAGGCUGAUAUACUGGCUGACCUUCGCCGUGGGCCGCUCCUUCCGAGGCUUCGGGUACGGCCUGACGUUCCUGCCGCUGCUGUCCAUGCUAGUGUGGAACCUCUACUACAUGUUCGUGGUGGAGCCAGAGCGCAUGCUCACUGCCGCCGAGAGCCGCCUGGACUACCCCGACCACGCCCGCUCGGCCUCCGACUACAGGCCCCGCCCCUGGGGCUGAGCCGCUCCGCCCUCUCGGCCUCAGGGCGCGGCGAGCCCCGGGUGGUCUCGGGACACUUCUCUGAACCUAGUUCCAGACCUAGAAUUUUUUUUUUUUUUUUUGAGACAGAGUCUCACUUUGUUG
This is a messenger RNA of Microcebus murinus (gray mouse lemur), 1611 nucleotides long. The record is from RefSeq and is a predicted model, not a curated record. NCBI's taxonomy places the organism in Eukaryota, Metazoa, Chordata, Mammalia, Primates, Cheirogaleidae.